UAGGUAGUACCUAUUAAAAUAUUCAAAGUCGUCAUUGAACUAAAUGGAAAGAAAAUUUAGAGGCUUUUUUUAUUAUUGUGUAAAUAAAGAUGUGGUUUGCAUAAAAUCUGUUUUCUGUUAACGGCACUGAGUAUGCACCGAUUCUCAACUUGGCUGAAAUAUUAAAUUAAAUAUUUUCUGUGAUUAAUUUGGGUUCUCAGUGAAAGAAGACUGCGAAUUUUCAAAUUGGCAAUACGCUAUUUAUCUUCGUUUCUUGGCUGAGUGAAUUAUCGAUAAGUUAUUCAAAAUGUGUGGAGGUUUUACAUGCUCCAAAAAUGCUUUGAUAGCAUUAAAUAUUCUAUACGUGGUCGUUGCCUCUAUUCUCAUAUCUGUAGCUGUUUAUGGGCAAGCCUCAUCAAUUGUGACAAAUUUACCUAUUGUGGGAGGAAUAAUGGCAUGUGGCAUAUUUCUUAUAUUGAUUUCUUUGCUAGGAAUGGCAGGUGCCAUAAAACAUCACCAAGUUAUGCUCUUUUUUUAUAUGGUGAUACUCUUCCUUUUGUUCCUUGUGCAGUUUUCUAUUGCAUGUGCUUGCCUUGGAGUUAACUCUGACCAACAGGAGAUGCUAGCACAACAGGGCUGGAAUAAAGUGGACUUGGAUGUGAAGGAACAGGUGCAAGAAAGAUUUCAAUGUUGCAGCUUCAAGAGUAGAGCCACCCAACCAAAUGCAACUGUGGACUACCCCUCUUGUGAUAUUGUUGAUAAAAUAUGUUGUAACAACAUGGCUGUGACAGAGGAGUGCCAAUGUACUCCAUGCAUGGAACGGUUGAAGGAGUCCAUUGACUAUGCUUUCAAGCUAUGUGGUGGUAUUGGACUGGUUUUCAGUUUCACUGAGUUUGUUGGUGUGUGGUUAACAGUAAGGUAUCGUAACCAGAAGGACCCGCGCGCUAACCCGAGUGCAUUUCUAUGAAUGACUUCUAUGGACUGAUCUAACAAAGGUGGUCGCAGUCUGGCUCGCCCGAAGGUAUCGCAAUCAACCCGACCCUAGUUAUAAGGAACCGCAUGCAGUCUUCCCCAGGCACAAUUAUUUAUAUUAAAAUUUUUAAAUCAAUUGUGCAAACAUAUCCAUGUAUAAGUGAUAAAUAGCCAAUGAAGACAACAUAAAUACGGAUAACAUCUAGAUAUAUAAGAAUCAAUAAAUCUGGCAGCUUCCUUUUGUAAAACACAUCGUAUUACACACUACGUGUAUUUUUUUUAUAAUUGUGAGUCACCCUGCGUGAGGGAGACAAAAGUAUUUAAAGCUCUCGUGUUUAAUGUGUCUGGCAAUACCUAAUGGCUCAAUGUCCGAUAUAAUUUCUACUCCGCGACAGGAAUCCGCGUAAAUCAAUUGUGAAACAAUAUACAGCAUGUGUAGCAGUGUACUCUGGUAGUCGAUAGAGCGUAAUGUGAUAUUCUUACAGACCCUAUACCCUAUUUAUUAUAAUUUUAAAUAAAAUAAAUGUGACACUGUAUUGUUAUAAAUAUUUGACGUCCGUAUUGCAAAAAGGGUCUCAAGACGUUAUGCGUUAUUAAAAGUAUUGUUGUCUCUUUCAUGUACAAUUAUGAAAACAGAGAUAGAACAUCACAGAAUACGUAUUGAGACCUUCCAGAAUAUUGACUUUAGUUUUAUAUACUCAAUGUGGAAUAAGGAAGUUAAUUUAAAAAUAAGUGCAAAUUGUUUUACAAGUUAACAUCUCACGGAGUUUAUAUAUAAUUCAAUGUCGUAGAAGAAUAUUUUAAAUUUACUCAAAUACAAGACAGAGGCUGUAAAAGACAAUGUAAUAACAUUAAGUCAGUAGAAUUUAUUAUCGUUCACCAAACAACCUGCACUAUGGUUGUUUGUUGUCGAUGUAGGUUUAAUGAACGAUCCCUAUAAAAUAUUUUUUUUACGUAUGUAGAAGUAUAUUAUAAUAAUAACUAAAUUAU
This is a messenger RNA of Leptidea sinapis, 1941 nucleotides long. RefSeq names its product tetraspanin-13 (gene Tsp97E). The record is from RefSeq and is a predicted model, not a curated record. NCBI's taxonomy places the organism in Eukaryota, Metazoa, Arthropoda, Insecta, Lepidoptera, Pieridae. Gene Ontology annotation, cellular component: membrane. The transcript has 7 exons. The coding region runs from base 287 to 946 and encodes 219 amino acids.